UCUAAUUGAUAAUAACUCUACACAACUAGUCUCUUUACCGCAUCGUGUUCAUCAUGGAUAAAUUUUUAAAAAACCUCUUCAUCAUUCACUCAGUUUUCCAGUUUCAGGUAUUAGCUCUUGAUUUAGAUAACAGUUUCUAUACAAAAGAGGAUAAUAUUUGCAUGGAACGACUUGGCGUAGAUAAGGCCUUUCUAAACAGUCAUGUCAGCGAAUCAUUUGUACUAACUAGAGGUGACGAGAGGUACAAUGAGUACGUAGACUGCUGGGCGACGGAAGCGGGAGUUCUAGAUGACAAUGGUCGUUUAGUGUAUCCGGCGUUGGAAACUUUUAUCUCCAACUACAUGUUUAAUUUAAUACGUAAACCGAACUAUCCAAACAAGGAAGAGGUGGCAAGGAACAUUGUAAACGACUGCAAACCCACGGCAGUUGGGGACAGUGGUGCUGAUAAUGUAAUUUUGAUGGCAAAUUGUCUUUAUGCACGUUUUAUGGCGCUGCAAUAAGAUCAUUAUAAUAAUUUCAUUCGAUCAUUCAAAAUAAUGUUUGUAGUAGAAUUCAUAAUAGUGAAUUUGAGUACACUCAGGUUAUAUUUUCAAAUAGUUUUGAUGUUAUCGUUAUUACUUUGGUUUCUACAAUUACAUACUCAAUGGAUUCUUUUAA
This is a messenger RNA of Photinus pyralis (common eastern firefly), 657 nucleotides long. RefSeq lists its product as uncharacterized. Bases 54 to 500 code for a protein of 148 amino acids. Lineage: Eukaryota; Metazoa; Arthropoda; Insecta; Coleoptera; Lampyridae. The record is from RefSeq and is a predicted model, not a curated record. The transcript has 2 exons. Gene Ontology annotation, molecular function: odorant binding.